AUGGCUGGCUACGUUAUCGAAGGGCAUUUCCAGAAGCCACCUGAUUAUUUCCUUAUUGGCUUCCUUUCAGCUCCAUGUGGGGUAGGUGGAGUACCUGUGCCAAACAUCUUCACACACAGGAGAAUAUCCAUGCACUGGAUCAAAGAGCACCACCACCGCUACCUGCAGUAA
Messenger RNA from Plenodomus lingam JN3, 171 nucleotides. The record is from RefSeq and is a predicted model, not a curated record. NCBI's taxonomy places the organism in Eukaryota, Fungi, Ascomycota, Dothideomycetes, Pleosporales, Leptosphaeriaceae.